CCCUGAUCUUAGCUCCGCCUCUUCCGCGUUCUCGACUGAGACCUGCAGGUGGGGGUGCGCGCGGCCGUUCCAGCGGUGGUCAACUAAGAUUUCCAUGCUGGAGGAGAUGAAGCAGAAGCAGGUGGCAGACUGAAGGACACUGACUAGACAGAGGCCAGUGGAUAACUCCCUGUGGCUGGAAGACACCAAUCUUGGGAUUCUUUUGAGACUUCAAGUUCAUCAGCUGAGUUGAAGAACCUUGUGGAGAUGGGCAGCAGUGAGCCCCUCCCCAUCGUGGAUAAUGACAAGAGGAGGAAGAAGAAGCGGAAGACCCGGGCCACCGACUCUCUGCCAGGAAAGUUUGAAGACGUGUACCAGCUGACCUCGGAAUUGCUGGGAGAAGGAGCCUAUGCCAAAGUCCAGGGUGCUGUGAGCCUGCAGAGUGGCAAAGAGUAUGCUGUCAAAAUCAUUGAGAAGCAAGCAGGGCACAGUCGAAGUCGAGUAUUCCGUGAGGUGGAGACGUUGUAUCAGUGUCAAGGGAACAGGAACAUUUUGGAGCUGAUUGAAUUCUUUGAAGAUGACACACGGUUUUACUUGGUCUUUGAGAAAUUGCAAGGAGGCUCCAUCCUAGCACACAUCCAGAAGCGGAAGCACUUCAAUGAGCUAGAAGCCAGCAGAGUGGUGCGAGAUGUCGCCACUGCCCUUGACUUCCUGCAUACUAAAGGCAUUGCUCACCGUGAUCUGAAGCCAGAAAACAUACUGUGUGAAUCUCCAGAAAAGGUGUCUCCGGUGAAAAUUUGUGACUUUGACUUAGGUAGUGGGGUAAAAUUGAACAACUCCUGCACUCCCAUAACUACACCAGAGCUGACCACUCCAUGCGGCUCUGCAGAGUAUAUGGCACCUGAGGUGGUGGAGGUCUUUAGGGACGAGGCUACUUUCUAUGACAAGCGCUGUGACCUGUGGAGCCUGGGUGUGGUCCUCUACAUCAUGCUGAGUGGCUACCCCCCCUUUGUAGGUCACUGUGGGGCUGACUGUGGCUGGGACCGGGGAGAGGUAUGCAGGAUGUGCCAGAACAAGCUGUUUGAGAGCAUCCAGGAAGGCAAAUACGAGUUUCCCGACAAAGACUGGGCUCACAUCUCCAACGAGGCCAAAGACCUCAUCUCUAAGCUCCUGGUUCGAGAUGCAAAGCAGAGACUCAGCGCUGCCCAAGUUCUGCAGCAUCCAUGGGUACAAGGGCAAGCUCCAGAAAGGGGACUCCCCACGCCGCAAGUCCUUCAGAGAAACAGCAGCACCAUGGACUUGACGCUCUUCGCAGCCGAGGCCAUUGCCCUUAACCGCCAGCUGUCCCAGCAUGAGGAGGAUGAACUGGCAGAGGAACAAGAGGCCCUAACUGAGGGCCUCUGCUCCAUGAAGCUGUCCCCUCCAUCCAAAUCUCGCCUGGCACGAAGGCGAGCCCUGGCCCAGGCUGGCCGAAGCCAAGAUGCAAUCCCGUGUUCAACACCCGCAGGGCUCUGAACCACUGCCGGCACACCUUGUAGGCCUGUCCAGGCAGUGCCCCUUGAAAACCUUUGAGGUCAAAGUGUGAAGCAGGCGGAGGGACCGGCCCUGCAGCCCCAGCAGGCGUUUACCAUCCAGAAAGGCUCCCAGGUUCCCACCCAUCCCCCAUUUCCCUUGGGUCCUGAAAGGAGAAAGCUUUUUCCAAAGGGGUUGUCUUUGAAAAGGGAAGCAAUCACUUGUCACUUUGCAUAAUCGCCUGCAGCAGGAACAUCUCUUUGCCAGGCUCCAAAUGCUCCCAGUGUGCAGAUCCCGAAUCCAGCUUGCGGUGGGGGCUGCUGGGGCUGCAGCCUUCAGGGAGCCAGCUUUCAGGAGCUGACAGAAGCUGCCGACACAUAUGCCUCUUCUCCCCCUGCACUGUCACCUUCUUCUGGCGAUCCGCCCACCUUCCUCUGUCCUACAGACGUCCUCUCUGCCUGUCCUCUCUCCUGGCUGAGAAAAGCCAUCCCCUCAAUUUUGGAAGGGCAGGGAACCAGAUCAGUCUUCCAGUCUGUAGCACAGAGAAGCACAUAAUCUUUCUUUGCCGUGACCGGAAUGUGUUCCUCAUUUAUCAUCCUCUUCCAUGUUUGGGAUUGCUGCUAAAGUCAGUAUUAUUUCUUUUUAAAAAUAUGUUUGCUUUUUUUAACCAUGUUCUUCCAGCAGUCAUAGAACUUGAAACUGGCACUGCAAGCCCAUGGAUUUCCCCAAGAGGUUAUCCAUGCACUUGGGUUUUAAUCCUCUUCCCCACAGUCUCAACUGAUUUUAAGUAGUUACUAUGAUAAGAACGUAGAGACUGGUGUCUUCGCAUCUUUAUCUGCUGCUGCCGCCUUCUCCCAGGUCAUUUGUGGAGGGAGGCGGCGCAAACCCAGGGCAGCCGGAUUGCUGUGUCCGAGAGGAAGCCCUGCACCCUGCUCUGAGGAAUGCUGUGCCUACUGCCCAGACAUGAAGUCACAGGCACUGUCAGAUAGCUGUGGAGUCACACAAAACAGAUUGCAUAUGUGACAUACAACGUUAGCCAACCACGAUUACCAAAAUUCUCUCGUAACUUGUGCUUGUUUUAAUAAAUAAUUUAAAAUUCUG
Messenger RNA from Arvicanthis niloticus (Nile rat), 2592 nucleotides. It is a transcript of the gene Mknk1, whose product is annotated as MAPK interacting serine/threonine kinase 1. Gene Ontology annotation, biological process: protein phosphorylation. The record is from RefSeq and is a predicted model, not a curated record. NCBI's taxonomy places the organism in Eukaryota, Metazoa, Chordata, Mammalia, Rodentia, Muridae. Gene Ontology annotation, molecular function: protein kinase activity; ATP binding.